AUGUCUGAAGAACAAAAUGCUGUAGAAGAGACGAUUAAAGAUACGCUUAAAAAUGUAGCAAAGAUUGCUGAUGCAGCAUCAUCAUUCCUUCCAGUACUCGAUGCUAUAGCAAAAUUGAUUAAUGAAAUUGUUGGCAUCUAUGAAAAGUCUGAAUUCAACAAAAAUAUGUGUUCAAGAUUAGUAGAUCGAGUACUAAUGGCAGAAUGUGAAAUAAAAAGGUUAAAAUUAAUUAAAAAGCAAUAUGAAGGAAAAUUUCAAGAACAAGAAUAUUAUGAUACUCUUCAAAAAUUUAAAACCACAUUAGAAAAGAUUAAAAGAUUUGUAGAUGAAUUUUCAAAUAUGAAAUCAAUUAAUAAAACAUUUAGAGCUACAGAUAUUAAAGAAAAGUUUGAAUCUCUAGCUGAAGAAUUUGAUACCGCGAUGAGGCAUUUAAACUUUAGUAUGACAAUUGAUUUUGAAAUACAGCGAAAGUUGGAUACCGAUGAAUUAAAAUUAAGUUUAAAUGAAAUAAAAGAG
This is a messenger RNA of Racocetra persica, 516 nucleotides long. Lineage: Eukaryota; Fungi; Glomeromycota; Glomeromycetes; Diversisporales; Gigasporaceae. The record is from the annotation of a GenBank genome assembly.